Messenger RNA from Cololabis saira (Pacific saury), 952 nucleotides. RefSeq names its product arginine vasopressin (gene avp). The transcript has 3 exons. The record is from RefSeq and is a predicted model, not a curated record. Lineage: Eukaryota; Metazoa; Chordata; Actinopteri; Beloniformes; Belonidae. The coding region runs from base 11 to 475 and encodes 154 amino acids. Gene Ontology annotation, molecular function: neurohypophyseal hormone activity. Gene Ontology annotation, cellular component: extracellular region; secretory granule.
AGCAGCAGCCAUGCAUCACUCCCUGCUCCCCCUGUGCGUCCUGGGACUCCUCGCCCUCUCCUCCGCCUGCUACAUCCAGAACUGCCCGCGGGGAGGGAAGCGGGCGCUGCCGGAGGCCGCGGUCAGACAGUGCAUGACCUGCGGCCCCGGGGACAGGGGCCGCUGCUUCGGCCCCAGCAUCUGCUGCGGGGAGGGUCUGGGCUGCCUGCUGGGCUCCCCGGAAUCAGCUCACUGUGUGGAGGAGAACUACCUGCUGACGCCCUGCCAGGCCGGGGGGAGACCCUGCGGACCUGAGGGGGGACGCUGCGCCGCCUCGGGGCUCUGCUGCAACUCCGAGGGUUGUGUGGUGGACUCGGACUGCCUCGGGGAAACCGGGGCCGCAGACGCAGCAGCCCACGGUUCUGCACGGAGCUCCCCCACGGAGCUGCUGCUGCGCCUCCUCCAUGUGGCCAGCAGGGGGCAGAGCGAGUACUGACGCUGUGAGACGGAGCUGCAGCCGACCAGAAGCCUCAAGUUAUGAACUCUGAAAGUCUAAAGCCGGAUUUAUGGUUCCGCGUUAAAUCAACGCAGAGCGGCGCGCAAAGCCGCGUACCCUACGCCGUAGGCUCUGCGUUGGUGUAACGCGGAACCAUAAAUCAGCCUUAAUGUUGCUGUAUGCGACCCUUCUGUGCUACUUCUGCCUCUGUUUUAAACCAAUCUGCACUUUGUUUUCAAAUAAGCGUAUCAUAUUUAAAAUCCCAGAGAUUUUCCCACUUCAGAAAUAUGUACUGUAUAUACUAAUGCACAUACUGUAAACAAUUAAGAACUCCAAUUGAAAUAAGUUUGAACAGAAAACUGUGUAAAUAAGUUUAGGAAUGUGAACUAAGAUUGCCACUGAUAUCAAUGUAAAGCAGCUGAGUGAUAAUGCUUGACAGUUUUUCUCUUGUGUAGCAGAUCAUGUUGUAAAUUGAAA